UUCAGUAAGGGGGGCAGCAAGGGCCUCGGUCUGCACCCUGUCUGCUUCAUGAGCAUAUUGAUUAGAGAAUUUUACCAUGUGCAUUUGUUGCAGUUGAGCGUAAAGAUCCAUCACUGCGGGAGUCGGAGCCAGAGGAUCCUGGGGGAGCUCUACAGGCCAAACGGUAGCGUUUCGGAUGGGCAACAUCCCCACCUCAGUGAAGCACUGUCUGAGCUAUGAACAACUCAUUCAGGAUUAUCCGUGGCUAGGAAGCCGGCUGCAGGAGGAGAAGUGUACUUUAACACGUGAAUAUCCAGAGUAUGUUAAAAUGAUUGAAGUUGGACCAAGAGACGGACUUCAAAAUGAAAAGGAAAUGGUUCCGACAAGAGUCAAAAUCCAGCUGAUAAACAUGCUCUCGGAAACAGGCCUGCCUGUGAUCGAGGCCACCAGCUUUGUGUCUUCAAAGUGGGUACCACAGAUGGCGGACCACACUGAAGUGCUUCAAGCCAUCCACAGAUCUUCUCAUGCUCGUUAUCCUGUACUGACACCCAACAUGCACGGCUUUCAGGAUGCUGUUGCAGCUGGUGCUACUGAAGUGGCUGUGUUUGGGUCUGCCUCUGAGACCUUCAGUCAGAAGAAUAUCAAUUGCUCUAUUGAUGACAGCAUGCUGAGGUUCGAGGAAGUCAUUUGCACUGCUAAACAACAACAGAUUCCAGUCCGUGGAUAUGUUUCUUGUGCACUAGGAUGUCCAUAUGAGGGACCCAUUGAACCCACUAAAGUUGCAGAGGUGGUAAAGCGGUUGUAUGAACUGGGCUGCUAUGAGGUGUCUCUGGGGGACACUAUCGGCGUGGGCACCCCAGGCUCCAUGGCCAAGAUGCUGCACUACGUCAUGAAAGAGGUACCCAGCAGCGCUCUGGCCGUUCACUGCCACGACACCUACGGCCAGGCUCUGGCCAACAUCCUAACUGCACUGCAGAUGGGGAUUUGUGCGGUGGACUCAUCUGUAGCAGGUCUGGGCGGGAGCCCAUAUGCCCAGGGAGCCUCUGGUAACGUGUCAACAGAAGAUGUUCUCUAUAUGCUCCAUGGCAUGGGCAUUAAAACUGGAGUCGAUCUCUCCAAGGUAAUAGAGGCAGGUGAAUUCAUCUGCAAAGCCUUAAAUCGCAAGACCAACUCCAAGGUAGCCCAAGCAAGAAGCAAGUCCUUGUGAUUAAUCUGUGCAUUGAUACAAGAAGAAGAGAAAGACCUUUCCCUUUAGCACAGUGUUUUGUCGUGUUGAUGCUGCAUAUAGAUAGCCCAUGAUUCUAUACAAAGUGCAAUAUACAUACUUUUUUAAACCACAAUUGAUGGCCAUUGAGCAGAGGCACUUUAUUAAAACGUUGUUGGAUAAGACCAACUUAAAUUCAAGAAAUAACGGAACUUUUUUAACCAAAACACCUCUUCCAGUUAUCACGUAUAGUCUGUCUGGUAGGAGGUGAAAGAUAGAGACGACUCCUCACUAAGCUGUGAAAGUUAUUCAUGGUGUUUCUGUGGGGGUCUCUUCCCAUUCAUUUCCAGCUCAGCAGGAGAGUCCUGCUGGGUUUUAAACCAGUGAGUGUCGAUCAUUGUCUCCCUCAAAAUGUAUUUGGUCUCCCUCAAAAUGUAUUUGGUCUCCCUCAAAAUGUACUAUGUCUCCCUCAAAAUGUACUAUGUCUCCCUCAAAAUGUAUUUUGUCUCCUUCAAAAUGUAUUUGGUCUCCCUCAAAAUGUAUUUUGUCUCCCUCAAAAUGUAUUUGGUCUCCCUCAAAAUGUAUUUUGUCUCCCUCAAAAUGUAUUUGGUCUCCCUCAAAAUGUAUUUUGUCUCCCUCAAAAUGUAUUUGGUCUCCCUCAAAAUGUACUAUGUCUCCCUCAAAAUGUACUAUGUCUCCCUCAAAAUGUAUUUUGUCUCCCUCAAAAUGUAUUUUGUCUCCCUCAAAAUGUAUUUGGUCUCCCUCAAAAUGUAUUUUGUCUCCCUCAAAAUGUAUUUGGUCUCCCUCAAAAUGUAUUUUUCUCCCUCAAAAUGUCCUUCAAGUCCUUCGCUCUAUUAACAUGGAAGUCUGUCUGUCUCCACAUGUAAAAUAUUGAUUUGUCAGCAAAUGUUAUUUGUCAGGUGCCAAAUACAACUGAUAUAGACUUGCUUAUAGGCUUGCUUACGAGCCCUUCACAACGAUGCAGAGUCAAACAAAUAAUAGUAACACAAUUCAUCCUCACCAGUGCAUGACCCCAUUCGAAACCAUAUAGAUGGUUGUGACUAUUCAUUUUAUUCUGUAGAGUUAAAAGCACAGUAGGCGGCAGCUUUAUGUUGACCUAUUGUAUGUGCAAUAGUCAGAGGGGCCAAAUGUAUU
Molecule: messenger RNA, 2338 nt
Organism: Oncorhynchus masou masou (cherry salmon)
Lineage: Eukaryota; Metazoa; Chordata; Actinopteri; Salmoniformes; Salmonidae
Product: 3-hydroxy-3-methylglutaryl-CoA lyase, cytoplasmic-like
Exons: 9
Coding region: 176-1186 (336 amino acids)
Biological process (GO): ketone body biosynthetic process; L-leucine catabolic process
Molecular function (GO): hydroxymethylglutaryl-CoA lyase activity
Source: RefSeq, a predicted model, not a curated record